AUGUCUCCUACCUCCCAACCAAUUUCCGGGCACCUCGGCAACCUUACUCCUGACCAGGAAGCAAAGGUGAUUGAAUUCUGGAUCAUCAUUUUGACCUCUGUUGCGAAUGUCUUGUCAGCUGUGUAUGAGGUCCCGAUUCCAAAGGGCUCCUCCAGCAAGUUGUUUGCUGCUCUGGACAAGAUCAGCGAGCCGACCGUGGAGGCUAUUAUCAGCGCACUGAAGGGCCAAGGCGCCGAUGGAGAGACCUCGAAUGGGACCGCACCGGCGGAAGCAGGCGGCGAGACAAACGGGGAAGCCACUGCGAAAAACGAGACGGACAAUAAAGAGCAGAAAUCACUCGACAAAGUGGACUCCCUCAUGAAUGAAAAUGCCAAAGAGACUAUCAUUUCAGAAAUGGCCAACCGAAAAGUCACGCCGGCACACUUCUCCUCCAUUUUCUCGCAACUCCGAGAGCUGGGCGUACAGGAUGCAGAGAUUAAGUCCAUGGAAAAUAUCCUUUCCACGCUGACGCCCCAGGAAAUGUGCUUUGCGAUCUUAAAGAUGAUCAAGCAGGAAAACCCUGAUAGCUUAUUGCUCCGGUUCUUGCGCGCUAGGAAAUGGGACGUUGGAAAGGCAUUCUCGAUGAUGGCGUCGAACAUCCUGUGGAGGAAGGAAAUGGAGGUUGACGAAGAGAUUCUACCCCGGGGAGAGGAAUAUGCUUUGGAGCAAUCCCGUAAUCCCAAAGCUACCCCGAAGGAGAAGAAGCAAAGUGCCGACUUUACCAACCAACUCAAGACAGGAAAAAGCUUCCUUCAUAGCUUCGACAGGGAUGGUCGACCUGUUAUCUAUGUGAGAGUGAAGAUUCACAAGCCAGGUGCCCAGAGUGAAGAAGCCCUCGAGCGUUAUAUUGUUCAUUGCAUUGAGUCAGUGAGACUGAUCGUGGCUCCUCCGGUUGAAACGGGCACAAUUGUCUUCGACUUGACAGGAUUCGGGUUGUCCAACAUGGAAUACCCACCAGUUAAGUUCAUCCUCAAAUGCUUCGAAGCGAACUACCCCGAGUCUCUGGGCCAACUGCUCAUCCAUAACGCACCCUGGAUUUUCUCCGGUAUCUGGAAACUCAUCCAUGGCUGGAUGGACCCCGUCGUCGCAUCGAAAGUGCAUUUCACCCGAUCAAUCGCCGACCUAGACAAGUUUAUUCCGCGCAACAAAAUCCCCAAAGAAUUCUCCGGCGACGAGAACUGGACCUAUAAGUACGAGGAGCCCGUGAAAAACGAGAACGCGGUCAUGAAAGACACCGCGACGCGCGACUCGCUCAUGUACGACCGCAUGAUGAUCGGCAUCCGGAUGAUAAGUGCCACAGCAGCGUGGAUCUCUGCCAGCUCGCAGUCUAAUGGGAAGGAAGAGGUGUCGAAAGUGGAGGAGCUCAAGUCGCGACGGAAUGCUGUUAUUGAUGAGUUCCGGGUGAACUAUUGGAAAUUGGACCCGUAUGUUCGAGCGCGGUCGUUCAUUGAUCGGACUGGGAUGCUUUUGCCUGGUGGUAGACUUGGUCCAGAUGAGACUACCAACGGUCAGGCAAAUUAG
Molecule: messenger RNA, 1560 nt
Organism: Penicillium expansum
Lineage: Eukaryota; Fungi; Ascomycota; Eurotiomycetes; Eurotiales; Aspergillaceae
Product: CRAL-TRIO domain-containing protein
Exons: 4
Coding region: 1-1560 (519 amino acids)
Source: RefSeq, a predicted model, not a curated record